Messenger RNA from Budorcas taxicolor (takin), 441 nucleotides. Its product is annotated as prefoldin subunit 6-like. NCBI's taxonomy places the organism in Eukaryota, Metazoa, Chordata, Mammalia, Artiodactyla, Bovidae. Gene Ontology annotation, molecular function: protein-folding chaperone binding. Gene Ontology annotation, cellular component: cytoplasm; prefoldin complex. The transcript is spliced from 2 exons. The coding region runs from base 55 to 441 and encodes 128 amino acids. The record is from RefSeq and is a predicted model, not a curated record. Gene Ontology annotation, biological process: chaperone-mediated protein complex assembly; protein folding.
CUGAGGAGUUCGGGGUUCUGCCACUCCCUGAGGCUGGGGGCUUUCGUCCCCGCCAUGGCUGAGCUAAUCCAGAAGAAGCUGCAGGGGGAAGUGGAGAAAUAUCAACAGCUGCAGAAGGACUUGAGUAAAUCCAUGUCAGGGAGGCAGAAACUAGAGGCACAACUAACUGAAAACAAUAUCGUGAAGGAGGAACUGGCCCUGCUGGAUGGGUCCAACGUGGUGUUUAAACUUCUGGGGCCCGUGUUGGUCAAACAGGAGCUGGGGGAAGCUCGGGCCACAGUGGGGAAAAGGCUGGACUACAUCACAGCUGAGAUUAAGCGGUAUGAAUCCCAGCUCCGAGACCUAGAGAAGCAGUCAGAACGACAGAGGGAGACCCUGGCUCAGCUGCAGGAGUUUCAGCGGGCGCAGGCAGCAAGGGCAGGGGCUCCUGGGGAAGCCUGA